This is a messenger RNA of Priceomyces carsonii, 231 nucleotides long. RefSeq names its product NEDD8 family protein (gene RUB1). Gene Ontology annotation, molecular function: protein tag activity; ubiquitin protein ligase binding. The coding region runs from base 1 to 231 and encodes 76 amino acids. The record is from RefSeq and is a predicted model, not a curated record. Gene Ontology annotation, cellular component: nucleus; cytoplasm. Gene Ontology annotation, biological process: protein neddylation; regulation of proteolysis; modification-dependent protein catabolic process. The transcript has a single exon. NCBI's taxonomy places the organism in Eukaryota, Fungi, Ascomycota, Pichiomycetes, Serinales, Debaryomycetaceae.
AUGCGGGUGAAGGUGAAGACUUUAACGGGUAGAGAUAUUCUUGUUGAUAUUGAGCCAACUGACAAGAUCAUAGGAAUUAAAGAAAUGAUGGAGGAGAAAGAAGGAAUCCCACCUUCACAGCAGCGUUUGAUUUUUAAUGGAUCACAGCUUGAUGAUAACAGCACUGUUGAAGAGUCAGGGAUCGGGCCAGGAGCCUCAUUACAUUUGGUUUUGACAUUGAGAGGAGGCUAG